Molecule: messenger RNA, 1026 nt
Organism: Funneliformis caledonium
Lineage: Eukaryota; Fungi; Glomeromycota; Glomeromycetes; Glomerales; Glomeraceae
Source: the annotation of a GenBank genome assembly
AUGGAUUUGGUCUAUUCAUAUGAUACACAGAGUAAUUCAUGGAGCACCAUAAACUUGGCUAAUGACAGUGCUAUUAGAAAAAAUAACCUAAAAGCUAUAGUUGAUAAUAAUGGGAAAAUGUAUUUAUUCGGUGGGCGCUUCAAUGUCACUCGUUAUAAUGAUAUGCUCAUUUUAAAUACAAUAAGUUUGAAAUGGGAAAUAGGAACGACAGAAAAUGCACCUUCUCCAAGAAGUCUUUAUGGUGCAACUUACGUCUCAAAAAUGUAUAUUGUUUAUUUAGGCGGCUAUUAUGCCAUAUCAAAUAAAGAUGGUGUAUCGUUAUCAUUAAAGGAGAUCUACUACUAUGAUAUGGUUGAUGAUAUGUGGCUUACAAGGGUGACUUCUGGUACAAUUCCUUCUGAUAGAGAUUCUUUCUCUUCAGUUCUUGGAUUGGAUGGGCAACGCAUAAUAAUUUUUGGAGGAACUAAUAAUCUUAAUAAUCUUACACCUCGAGAAGCACUUUAUGUAUUGAACUUAGUAAAUUUUGAAUGGUCCAUUCCAAAAGUUUCUGGAAAAAUUCCAGGUUCUAGAUAUUGGCAUCAAGCGAAUGUGGUUAAUAGAUAUAUGGUUAUAUCAUUUGGAUUUGAUUAUGAUAAAAAUGUGGAUACUGAUAUCUUAUUACUUGAUAUAAGUAAUGAUGAAGAAUAUAUAUGGACUACCUAUUUCGAUCCAAAUGUUCCUCCUCCUUCACCGGAACCUACAAAAGUUUCACUAACACAAACUACUACUCCAAUACCAGUUAAAAUUGGAGUAGCUAUAGGAACAUGUCUAGUUAUUAUUUUUUCAUUACUUGGAGGCUUUUACUUGUAUAAAUGGAAUAAAAAUAGAACGGAAAAUUUAAGAGCAAUACCAACUCCUGGAGGUGAAGGUAAUAACUAUUUUAAUCAUGAAGCUACCAGAAAUAGCGUUUAUAAUCAUGGACAAGAAACAAUCCCAGCACAUCAAAAUGCUUAUAAUUAUGGACAACGAAUGUCAUCGACACCGUAA